AUGAAUGACAACCUGUUUGUCAGUUUGGACAGGCUUUUGUUAGAAUUUGUUUUCCAGUAUGAACAAGACAAAAGUACUAAAGAAGAUAUGAUUCAAAGAAUUAAUAAAUGCCUUGAAAGUAUUAAAGAAAACAAAGCAAAUGUUUCUAAGAUAUGUGAAGCUAUAAACAAAACAGAUGAGGAAAUUGCUUAUUACUAUAAACAUAAUAAAGAAAUCAAAGACUGCUGUAGUAACUGGAAGUCAACAUGUGAUGUUUUUCAUAAACAUGAAGAUUAUAUGCAAGACCAGCUUACUGUUUACCAAGAAAACAGUGAAAAAGACAAAAAAAUGUAUCAUGGUUAUAUAUGUCAGUAUAAAGAUGUUUUGAAACAAUACCAACUAAAAUACGCAGAAACACAUUCUUCAUGUAAAUAUUAUGAGAAGAAAAAAGAACACGAAGAAAUUCAAAACAGAGUGUUGGCAUGUACUGAACAACUAAAACAGAAUGAAACUAUACUUAUGGAACUUCUAGUGCCUGCUCCAUUCCCAUCACUUACUAAAUGGACAUUACACAUAGUUAAUUUGAGAUAUAAAACACAAGACAUUCUUAAAUGUGCCAACGAUUUUACCAAGAGAUCAUUUGAAUUGGAGAAAGAAGCAGGUGAUAUGGAAAUAGAAAUUAAUUCUUUAAACAAGCAAAUAACAAGACUUUUUGAAAGUAAGAAAUUUUCAGAAGCUCUAGAAGAAAAGAAUAAAAAUACAGAGAAGAGAAAAGAAUUUAAAGAAAGAAUUUUUGAAAAAGAUGAGCAUGUACUGAAUAGAUCCUCUCAAAGUAGCCAGUUGUUACCACCUUAUGAGUCUCAGAAAUUUGGAAGACUAAUAAAGAUGCAUUCUUCAGAACCAAGAGUUACAGAUAAAACAGAAGCAAAUUCAGUCAGUCACUCAAAGUUUGCUAGUAGUGAUCUGAAACAAAAAGAAAAUGAUUCACAGAUAUUUAAUGACUCUGGUAUGGAUAGUUGCUCAAAAAGUUCACAUGUUACAGCUGUUAAAAAUUCACAAGGUUUUAUGCAAUUCAGACUGAAUCAAUCAAAUUACAGUCAAUGGAUUGAAAAAGGACAUACAGAUGCUGAAUGUGGAAAUAAAGAGACACUAAAACAACUAAGAGAAUCAAAAUGUACUCCACAGGCCAUGUACAUAGAACACUUUGGAAAGUCAGUAGAAAAUAAUAGGGCUGAAGAAGAAGAAGAAGAAAGGACUGAGAAUUUUCCACACAUUCCUGAAACUCCUGUAUUUCUAAGAUCUCUGGAAGCUGUGAAGACACCUCAAUCUGUGGAGAAACUGCAGUUCCCUAAAAGCCCCUUCUUUGAAAUAACUAGAAAUGUACCUGAAGGACAAAAACAAAAGGAUCCUCCUGGAUUUUCAUUUCUUAUGAGUUAUACUUCUAGAUCGCCCGGACUAAAUUUAUUUGAUUCUUCUGUAUCUGAUUCAGAAAUCUCAUCAGAUCAGUUUAAUGAACAUUACUCUGCAGGAAACCUAAAUCCGCCUUCAUCACAAGAAGAAAUUGGAAACUUAUUUGGGAAAUCAGAAGGAGAAGAUACCUUCACAUUUUCCUUUCCCUCAGACUCUUCAACUCAAACAUUUGGAGCUGGAAAAGAUGACUUUAGUUUUCCAUUUUCUUUUGAACAGGAUCAAAAUACAGUAACUUCCUCUUCCUCAAAAGAUUUUUCAUCCUCACAAGAUAAAACACAAUUUAUGUUUUUUUGA
Cricetulus griseus (Chinese hamster) is the source of this 1743-nucleotide messenger RNA. The record is from RefSeq and is a predicted model, not a curated record. NCBI's taxonomy places the organism in Eukaryota, Metazoa, Chordata, Mammalia, Rodentia, Cricetidae.